AACUGCCACCGAUGAUGGAGAUCAUAACUGCUGAACAGUUGAUGGAAUACCUAGGAGAUUACAUCCUCGAUGCAAAACCGAAAGAGAUCUCCGAAAUACAGCGCCUGAACUAUGAGCAGAAUAUGAGUGAUGCAAUGGCCAUCCUGCACAAGCUUCAGACAGGCCUGGAUGUCAACGUGAAGUUCACUGGGGUGCGGGUCUUUGAAUACACACCGGAAUGUAUCGUGUUUGACCUUCUUGAUAUUCCGCUGUACCAUGGGUGGCUGGUGGACCCUCAGAUUGCUGACAUUGUGAAAGCCGUCGGCAACUGCAGCUACAAUCAGCUGGUGGAGAAAAUCAUCUGUUGUAAGCAGUCGGACAACAGAGAGCUGGUUGAUGAAGGCAUUGUGGCAGAGCAGUUUCUAAACAACACAGCCACUCAGUUGACCUACCACGGAUUAUGUGAGUUAACUUCCACAGUUCAAGAAGGAGAGCUAUGUGUGUUCUUUAGAAACAACCACUUUAGCACCAUGACCAAACAUAAGGGUCAGCUUUACCUUUUGGUGACAGAUCAGGGUUUCCUCACAGAAGAGAAAGUUGUUUGGGAAAGUUUACACAACGUGGACGGGGAUGGGAAUUUCUGUGACUCGGAAUUCCACCUGCGACCUCCAUCGGAUCCGGAGACUGUAUACCGGGGGCAGCAGGAUCAGAUUGACCAGGACUACCUGAUGGCCUUGUCCCUGCAACAAGAGCAGCAAAGCCAGGACAUUCCCUGGGAGCAGAUCCCGGAAGGGAUCAGCGACCUCGAGCUGGCCAAGAAGCUCCAGGAAGAGGAGGACAGGCAGGCCUCCCAGUUCUACCAGGAACAAGAGCAAGCGGCGGUCGCGGCGGCGGCUCAACUCCAGGUGCCGGGAGCUGCCUCGCCAACGACAGGAAGACAAUCUGUGGGCAGCGAGCGGAAGCGCAAAGAGCCCCGGGAGAAGGAGAAAGAGAAGGAGAAGGAGAAGGAGAAGAACAGCUGUGUGAUUCUAUAACGGCAGGUGGACUCUGCCCGGACCCAGUCGCAGAUCCCUGGAUCCGACAGACGGGGACGGACACCACGCCCCACAGGCCGCCCGUGCCCGGCAGCCCCUCGGAGCACUCCAUGGGAGUUGGGUGCAGCCACCUGUGCUUCUGAAGCAGGGGAAGGGAACUAACCACGCCUUGGUGGAUUGGGCCCCCCCACUUGCCGCCGGUUUUGCACCACAGGCCCACGGGCGGUUCGCUAGCGAGCUCCUUCUUGCCUCAGUGACGAAAGGAGGCAGGAACUGUUUUUUGCGGCGGGCUUCUGCCGGAGGCCUGCGCCUCAGCACAAAAGAGCCACCCUGGGCAGUCUGUCGUCCGCUCACGGGCUCUCCCCCAGCAGGCUCCGGCCCAGGCGUGUCCUGUGUGGGCGCACAAUGCGGGGUGUCGGUGGCCGAGAAUCAAGUGUCACAAAGGGAAGGAAGCCAGAAAAGCUGAGACUCUCGGACCUUCGGGCAGUUGGGGCUCCAACCCACCCGCUUACACGUGCGCGAGGCCAGAGCCGACCUGUUAUUGAUUGACCUCUCUACGCAGGAGAAGCCGGUAGGCCACACAAUCACUCGUUUCUUGCCUUUUCUCCAGAAGUACCUUGGACAAGUCACCGGGGGUGGUGGUGGUGGUGGUGGGAAGGGGUUGCUCGUAUGCCUUAUCAAGUGUACUGUAGGCCGAUCGUCUCUCCCGC
Molecule: messenger RNA, 1723 nt
Organism: Gekko japonicus
Lineage: Eukaryota; Metazoa; Chordata; Lepidosauria; Squamata; Gekkonidae
Gene: MINDY2
Product: family with sequence similarity 63 member B
Exons: 8
Coding region: 12-1013 (333 amino acids)
Biological process (GO): protein K48-linked deubiquitination
Cellular component (GO): cell periphery; cytosol
Molecular function (GO): K48-linked deubiquitinase activity; cysteine-type carboxypeptidase activity; cysteine-type deubiquitinase activity
Source: RefSeq, a predicted model, not a curated record